AUGUAUAAAUUAAUACUCUCAACUGUGAUACUCCUAUUUUUCUUGGUUAUAGAUAACUUUUAUGGAAGCUUAACAUACAACAUUAGUAAUGAAAUCACCAAAUUUCUCCAAAUUUAAUUUGAAUAUGGAAAAGAAACUGGAAUUUUCGGUACAAACAUAAAAUUAUAUUUUAGAAUAUACACUUUUAAUAUUCUCAACUGCAGGGGAUGCAGAAUGCACUAAUAUCUUGACAAUUUUGAUUUGGAUAAAAGCAUAAAAUAAAAUUCAGAUAUUUAAGUUGAUUACGAUGAAUGCAAUAGCUGCAGCAUUUGGAAACUUAAUUAAGAUGGUUAUGACUCAACCAAGACCUUUUUACUUAGAUCCCUAAAUAAAAUUGGAUUUCUGUUAUACUGGGUAUGGAGAUCCAAGUGGCCAUUCACUUAGAUCAUUUGUGUUCUAUGCAAUACUGAUUGAAACUAUUGUAUUAAAGAAAUACAAUAAUUAAGAGAAUACUACACUCUUGGAAUCAGAAAAACAGAUGCAAGAUUGCGAAGAAAUCUCAAAGUAUAUUAUAAUAUUAAUAAUUAGUUCUGAAUUAUAUAAAUAGAUUUAUUAAAAUCAAUAUAUUUCAUACUCAAAAUACAAGAUGUUUAUAGCUAUUUUUGCAUUCUUAAUUGGUAUUGGAAGAUUAUAUUUUGGAGUUCAUUUCUUAAAUUAAAUCAUAAUAGGUUGGGUAAUAGGUGGAUAUAUAAUUUAUAUAUAUUAUUAUUGUGGUUUAGAGAAAAUAAUCGAGAAAGCUUUCAGAAACUCAUUAUUACUUAAUCCAUAUAGAUACCUAAAAAUAUUAUUGAUCUCAUUUAUAGUAUUUACUUUAGCAUUUCUGUUGUAUUUUGAAAGACAUUAUGAAUAAUCUUUGAUUGAUAUAAAAUAGUAAUGGAAAUAGAAUAUCUUAAAAUAACCACAUUGUACAAGUGGAGGAGGGUAUAAUCCUAAAAAUAAAUUUGAAACUCAUGAUAUUUCUGGAUUUUCAAUAUUAUUUUUCCCUUGUUACUUAUUAGCCUUCUAUUCUAAAUAAUAAAUACUAUUAAAAAUAGAAUCUGAUUAAAUAUUAACUUAAAUUGGUUAAAAUAUUUAAUAUCUUUUAACAUAUAUAUUUGUAUAUUGGAUAAAGAGUUUUGAAAAAAGAACAACAAGUAAAUUAGGUGGAACGUCUGAAACAAAGAGAUUACUAUGCAAAAUAUUUUUUGCAUAAUUUCACUAUAUAGAAAUAUCCAUCUUGUUUUUAAUGAUAAUUCCUCUAGGUUUAAGAUUAGUAAAAUCAUUUUGUAAAAGAUAAUAAUUUAGUCGGAUUAGUUAAAUUGAUCAAUAAGAAACUGAAAUGGUGUGA
Paramecium pentaurelia is the source of this 1366-nucleotide messenger RNA. The record is from the annotation of a GenBank genome assembly. NCBI's taxonomy places the organism in Eukaryota, Ciliophora, Oligohymenophorea, Peniculida, Parameciidae.